This is a messenger RNA of Penicillium cosmopolitanum, 768 nucleotides long. Its product is annotated as GroES-like protein. Gene Ontology annotation, molecular function: zinc ion binding; L-iditol 2-dehydrogenase (NAD+) activity. Gene Ontology annotation, biological process: D-sorbitol catabolic process. Lineage: Eukaryota; Fungi; Ascomycota; Eurotiomycetes; Eurotiales; Aspergillaceae. The coding region runs from base 1 to 768 and encodes 255 amino acids. The transcript is spliced from 3 exons. The record is from RefSeq and is a predicted model, not a curated record.
AUGACCGAAACUGAUAAUCUGUCAUGCCUGCUGUAUGGCCCUGGCAAGGCUCGAUUUGAGAACCGCAAGAUUCCCACCCUCGAAGAUCCGCAUGAUAUUCUAGUCCGCAUCGCAUAUGUGGGUGUCUGUGGAAGCGAUGCUCACUUCUGGGCUCACGGCGGUGUGAUCCGGAUGGUCUCGGACGAAGAACCGCUGGUCAUGGGCCACGAGGCAUCAGGGGUUGUACACUCCAUCGGGACAGCAGUGACGAAAGUCGUCCCUGGAGAUCACGUCACUAUUGAGCCCGGAUUCUCCUGUCGGAGAUGUAAACAAUGUAAGGCAGGGAAGUAUAAUCUCUGUCCGCAGAUGCAGUUCGCCGCCGACCCGCCGGGAAACCACGGUACCUUAACGCGUCUCUUCCGCACGCCCGAGGAUUUCGUGUAUCGUAUUCCCGAGACAAUAUCGCUAGAGGAGGGCGUUCUCAUCGAGCCAUUGAGUGUAGCAGUUCACGGGGCUCGUCUAGCUGAUCUCGCUCCGGGGCAGACGGUCCUGGUUCAGGGAUCGGGGACAAUCGGUCUGCUGGCAGCAGCGACGGCCAAGGCCUUUGGGGCGAAGGAGGUCUUUAUUUCUGAUAUCAACCCAACAAAGCUGGAAUUUGCACGAGACUUUGUGGGAUGUCAGACAUUCAUGCCAGAUGUCAAGUCACAACCAGAGGAAGAAGCAGAGCGAAUGAAGAAUGAGCUGGAUCUGGGUGAAGGGGUAGAUGUGGUUCUGGAAUGUACGGAGUAG